AUGUCAGAGUUACAAUUAACCAUUUUGCAAACCUUAGACAAGGAAGGGUCUAUUGAAAACACAUUGAACACCUUCCCAAAAUUGGAUUCUCAAGAAGUUCAAGCUGCUUUGAAUUCUUUAUUGGCCCGUUCAAAGAUCACAUAUAAAUCAAUUGAAAAAGAAAAAUGGAAUUUAACAAAAGAAGCUGAAGAAAUUGUUCAAAAUGGUUCUCAUGAAUAUAGAUUACUAGAAACCAUUCUUAAGUUGGAACAUUUGAAAAUAUCAGAAGUUGGUAAUGUCUUGGGUCCAGCAGGUAAGACUGGUCAAGCUAGAGCUUUCAAAAAUGGAUGGAUCAGUAAAAACGGCGAUGAAUUGGUUGUCAGUGAUAAAUUAGAUAAAUCUCAACUUCCAUCAGAUGAAACUUCAACUGAAUUAAAGGAAGUUCAAGAAACUGGUACAUUGAAAGAUGCUAAGAAAUUAUCAGAAUUGAAAAAACGUAAAUUAGUCACUGUUUCUAAAAUCUUAUCAUUCAAAGUUGAAAAAGGUCCAGAAUUCAGUUUGGAAAUUGAAAAGUUGGAAACCGAUAUCACUAGUGAUAUGGUUAUAAGUGGUAACUGGGAAAAUGCUAAAUUCAAACCUUAUAAUUUCAACUCUGAAGGUGUUUACCCAGACUCAGGUGCUUUACAUCCAUUAAUGAAAGUUCGUGAAGAAUUUAGACAAAUUUUCUUCUCUUUAGGUUUCAGUGAAAUGCCUUCAAAUCAAUAUGUUGAAACCGGUUUCUGGAAUUUUGAUACAUUAUUCGUUCCUCAACAACACCCUGCUCGUGAUUUACAAGAUACUUUCUAUAUUAAAGAUCCGUUAGUUGCAGGUGCCCCAGAAGAUAAAACAUAUAUGAAAAACAUCAAAGACGUCCAUGAAGGUAACGCAUUCGGCUCCAUUGGUUACAGAUAUCCAUGGAAUGAAGAAGAAAGUUUAAAACUAGUUUUAAGAACACAUACUACCGCCAUUUCAUCAAGAAUUCUACAUGAAUUAGCAAAAGAUCCAAAACCAUCUAGAUUGUUUUCCAUUGAUAGAGUUUUCAGAAAUGAAGCUGUUGAUGCUACACAUUUAGCUGAAUUCCAUCAAGUUGAAGGUGUGUUGGCUGAUUAUGAUCUAACUUUAGGUGAUUUGAUUGGUUUCAUGGAAGAUUUCUUUGGUAAAAUGGGUGUCAAAGAUUUAAGAUUCAAACCAACUUAUAACCCAUACACUGAACCUUCAAUGGAAAUUUUCUCAUGGCACAGUGGUUUAGGUAAAUGGGUUGAAAUUGGUAACUCAGGUAUGUUUAGACCUGAAAUGUUGGAACCAAUGGGAUUACCAAAGAACUUGAGAGUUUUAGGUUGGGGUCUUUCAUUAGAACGUCCAACUAUGAUUAAAUACGGUGUCAGUAAUAUUAGAGAGUUAUUGGGUCAUAAAGUCAGUCUUGAUUUCAUUGAAACUAACCCUGCUGCUCGUCUUGACGAAGAUCUUGUAUGA
Messenger RNA from Hansenula anomala, 1491 nucleotides. It is a transcript of the gene FRS2, whose product is annotated as phenylalanine--tRNA ligase subunit alpha. Gene Ontology annotation, molecular function: phenylalanine-tRNA ligase activity; tRNA binding; ATP binding. The transcript has a single exon. The coding region runs from base 1 to 1491 and encodes 496 amino acids. NCBI's taxonomy places the organism in Eukaryota, Fungi, Ascomycota, Saccharomycetes, Phaffomycetales, Wickerhamomycetaceae. Gene Ontology annotation, biological process: phenylalanyl-tRNA aminoacylation. Gene Ontology annotation, cellular component: phenylalanine-tRNA ligase complex; cytoplasm; cytosol. The record is from RefSeq and is a predicted model, not a curated record.